CGAAUAUACGCCACAAUGCUUCCUCGAUCUCCGUCCCUAUAUAUAUAUACAUAUGAUAAUCAAAGUUUAAUGUAUUUUCUCUCUCAUCUCUGUUUUCGAAGAUCUUUUGCCCCAAGUUUCUUGCAUCGCAAGUCGGCGUUUUUUAUUGUUUAUUAUCACACUUUUAACAUUAAACAAUUGUAACAUUUAAAUUUCUUUAUUCCAAAAAAAAUCAGACACCCCAGAUUACAUUUGAAUUUGUUUAUUUCAAAAAAAAUAAAAAUAAAAAUAAGACUCUUCAACUCCUGAGAUUCAGGGUAUGUGCUCUGUUCGACCUGUCUCACCACACAACCUUGAAUCUUCUUCAUAUAUAUAUAUAUUGAAAAUACCCAGUUUCAUUUAUCCUUUUUAACUUCGAGAUAUUAGCUAUACAGGGGAAUUUAGUGUUGUUCCAGGAAGAAAACCUGAACCUUGUACUGCUCUUUUUUCUUUUUACCAGUGCAGUACAAAUUCAAAGAAUCUGAAUUUUCUCCCAAGAAGAGGCUAAAGGGUAUCAACUGUUUCUCAAAGAUUUGAUACUUCUGAGAUGGCAUUGGCAAGGUUUAUGAGGAGUGGUUUGAGGCGGUCAGGGGGUGCCAUGGGAAAUCAUGCGAGUGAGGGGGAUAUUCUAUGCGAAGGAGUUUCAACACGAAAGUGUUCCUUACCUUCUGGUGGAAAUUUUAACACAGGCAACAACCUGUUGCACCUUCCAAGCAUAGGAAAGGUGGAGCACACAAAUUUUUGGAGCAGGGGCAUGAGGGCAACUCCACAAUACCAGUUUGCUCAGGCAGAGCAGAUUGUGGGGGAAUCUGAUUCAGAGUAUGAGAGCCCGAAGUAUCCUAGCUUGGAAGCAACAAAACCGGGUGAAAAACCCAGGGUGGUUGUCCUUGGGACCGGGUGGGCAGCGUGUCGGUUUCUUAAAGGGCUUGACACCAAAAUAUAUGAUGUUGUUUGCAUUUCACCAAGGAAUCACAUGGUCUUCACUCCUUUGCUUGCUUCAACUUGUGUUGGAACUUUGGAGUUUCGCUCAGUAGCCGAGCCAGUUGGUCAAAUACAGCCUGCAUUGGCAAAGGACCCGAAUUCCUACUUUUACUUGGCUUCUUGCAUUGGCGUUGACACAGACAAUCAUGAAGUGUAUUGUGAGACGGUUGGCAAUGUCGGACUUCCUUAUGAGCCUUACCGAUUCAAAGUUGCAUACGACAAGCUUGUCAUUGCUGCUGGAGCUGAGCCCUUGACCUUUGGUAUAAAGGGAGUGAAGGAACAUGCGUUUUUCCUUCGUGAAGUGAAUCAUGCCCAAGAAAUUAGGAAGAAGCUUCUCUUAAACCUCAUGCUCUCUGAAAAUCCAGGUAUAACAGAAGAAGAAAAAGAGCGAUUAUUGCACUGUGUUGUCAUUGGAGGUGGCCCUACUGGGGUAGAGUUUAGUGGCGAAUUAAGUGAUUUUAUCAUGAGAGAUGUUAGUGAUCGGUAUGCUCAUGUCAAAAAUUACAUCCGUGUCACCCUCAUUGAGGCAAAUGAAAUUUUGUCAUCAUUCGAUGUUGGACUACGCCAAUAUGCCACAAAACACUUAACCAAGUGUGGUGUUCGACUUGUACGUGGUGUUGUUAAAGAGGUACAUCCCCAAAAGAUUGUACUUAGUGAUGGGAGUGAUGUUCCUUAUGGCCUUCUGGUCUGGUCUACGGGGGUUGGCUCCUCUCAGUUUGUAAAAUCACUAAACUUGCCCAAGUCCCCCGGUGGAAGGAUUGGAAUUGAUGAAUGGUUGCGGGUUCCUUCUGUUGAAGACGUGUUUGCAGUUGGAGAUUGUGCUGGUUUUCUUGAACAGACUGGGAGGCAGGUGCUUCCAGCUCUAGCGCAGGUUGCAGAAAGGGAAGGAAAAUAUCUUGUGGAGUUGUUUGACAAAGUUGGGAAGCAGAAUGGUGGGAAGGCUUUGUGCGCGAAGGACAUCCCUCUGGGAGUGCCUUUCAUCUACAAGCAUCUCGGAAGCAUGGCAUCUGUAGGGCGUUACAAGGCACUUGUCGAUCUUCGCCAGUCCAAGGAUGCAAAGGGAGUAUCUCUUGCAGGGUUCAUAAGCUGGCUGAUUUGGCGCUCGGCUUACCUGACACGUGUUGUCAGCUGGAGAAACCGGUUCUAUGUUGCUGUGAACUGGGCAACCACACUAGUCUUUGGCAGAGACAACUCAAGGAUAGGAUGAUCAGUCAAAUUAAUAUUCUUGAUGGACACAAGGAGUGAGCUAAGCUACUACACUAUAGGGUUCAAGUCUUGCAGUGUUUUUGAUGGACUAGUUAUCAUUUUUGAUUCAACUGAUUAAAUCAUUUUUGAAAUAAUUUUAAAGUAUCAAAAUUAAUGCUGUCGUGUUUUGGAUUAGAGGAGCUAGGUAGGUAUAAAUCCAAAGGUGGAGCCACAUAUAAUGUAUUUGCAGUAAAUGUUAUGGUAGAACCACUUGAAUAUGAUAUUUGAA
This is a messenger RNA of Camellia sinensis, 2473 nucleotides long. The record is from RefSeq and is a predicted model, not a curated record. Lineage: Eukaryota; Viridiplantae; Streptophyta; Magnoliopsida; Ericales; Theaceae.